Molecule: messenger RNA, 474 nt
Organism: Acanthosepion pharaonis
Lineage: Eukaryota; Metazoa; Mollusca; Cephalopoda; Sepiida; Sepiidae
Source: the annotation of a GenBank genome assembly
AUGCAUACAUACGCCCACGGAUACUAUUCAAGUUCGUCACGAAUUGCCCUUUUACACCUUAUUUGGAAUCAGCUCCAUUUUAAUUUUUCUUCGAAACACUCUCACGAAAUUGUCUAUUUUUCUCCUCCUACUAAGCCUCUCUUUACCUUCACAAUUUUAUUCUCCUCCUACUCUCCCUACCUUUCUCUAUCAUUUUUUUCGUGUCCUAUUAAUCUUUCCUUCUUGUAUCUUCUCUCUCAUUCUUUUUCUUUCUACCUAUUUCAUUGUGUCUCUCCCUCAGUUUCUUUCUUUCUAUCUAUCUAUCUAUCUAUCUAUCUAUCUAUCUAUCUAUCUAUCUAUCUAUCAUCAUCAUCUUCUUCUAAUUCUUCUUCUUCUUCUUUUUCUCCUCCUUCUUCUUCUUCUCUCGCUUUAUGUAUCCUAAAACACCGUUCUUCUUUGCAAUUUUUCUUCUUCUUCCCACUUCUGUUAUAUUGA